Messenger RNA from Galdieria sulphuraria, 651 nucleotides. Its product is annotated as ubiquitin-conjugating enzyme E2. The record is from RefSeq and is a predicted model, not a curated record. The coding region runs from base 70 to 582 and encodes 170 amino acids. The transcript is spliced from 4 exons. Gene Ontology annotation, molecular function: ubiquitin conjugating enzyme activity. Gene Ontology annotation, biological process: protein polyubiquitination; ubiquitin-dependent protein catabolic process. NCBI's taxonomy places the organism in Eukaryota, Rhodophyta, Bangiophyceae, Galdieriales, Galdieriaceae.
AUAAAUCAAUUUAUUUUGGAUUUGUGUUGAAUUGUCGUUCUGUGGCAAGUCUUGUCCUUUAAACCAGUUAUGGCAGGUAGACAACAAAGUCAAGCCGCUUUACUUUUAAUGAAGCAACUAAAAGAGCUUAACAGAAACCCCGACUGUGGUUUUUCUGCUGGUCUCGUAGAUGAAACCAAUCCUUUUGAAUGGCAAGUUAUUUUAAGUGGUCCUCCAGAUACCUUGUAUGAGGGAGGUGUCUUUAAGGCACGUCUAGUCUUUCCUCCAGAUUAUCCGGUUAUGCCUCCCACGAUGAGAUUUACUUCCGAGAUGUGGCACCCUAAUGUUUAUCAAGAUGGAAGAGUUUGUAUAUCUAUCUUGCACCCUCCUGGAGACGAUCCUCAUAACUAUGAAGAUGCUUCGGAACGUUGGACUGCUGUUCAUACGGUUGAGUCCAUUUUGGUCAGUGUAAUAUCUAUGCUUGCUUCUCCAAACGAUGAGUCUCCUGCCAAUUUAGACGCGGCGAAGGAAUGGAGAGAAGAUCAACAGUUAUUCAAGAAAAAAGUUCGUCGCAUUGUCCGGAAAAGUCAAGAAGAAUGGUGAACAUAUUUUGUACUCUCUAAUUCUGCUAACUUGGUUAGAUAAAAGUUUGAUAAAAUACCAAUCAUACGG